AUGUUUUCCACAAAUCCUAACUACACUAAGCUCAAAACUCACUUGAGACUUGCUAUAAAUAGGCUGAAAUUGCUAGAGAAGAAGAAAACGGAAUUAGCUCAGAAAGCCAGGAAGGAAAUCGCUGAAUAUAUUGCUGCUGGUAAAAGCGAGAGAGCUAAGAUACGCGUGGAACACAUCAUCAGAGAGGACUACAUGGUGGAAGCUAUGGAAAUAGUGGAGAUGUACUGUGACCUCAUACUGGCAAGGUUUGGCCUUGUGACCCAGAUGAAGGAGCUUGAUGAAGGACUUGCUGAGGCGAUCUCCAGCCUCAUAUGGGUUGCUCCUAGAAUGCAUACUGACGUUCAGGAACUGAAAAUAAUAUCAGACCUACUCACAGCAAAAUACGGAAAGAUCUAUGCGGAUGCCUGUAGAAAUGAAAAUGUGAAUACUUUGAGUGACAAAUUGAAACACAAGAUGUCGGUACAAAGUCCGCCUAAGAUACUUGUCGAGAGGUACCUGAUAGAGAUAGCUAAGAAUUAUAAUGUUGAGUAUGUACCUGAUGAACAAGUUAUGAGGGAGGAAGAAGGUCGGGACGCAAUGUUAAUAGACAUUAACGGUCCUCCAAUGCCGCCUGGUUUCAUUGGUUACCCGCAGCAACCAACUAUGACCAUGCCCAACCUGCCGCCGCCGCCACCACCAACAGUCACUCCGUUUGCUUAUCCUUCUCAACCAUCGGGCGGGAAAGUAGGUGGUUUUAUCGCGACACCGCCGGCUUCGUAUGGCGGGCCCAGUCAGUCACCAAUGGGCUACCAUCUACCUCCUGGAGUCGAUUCUAAAUCCUUAAGCAAUAGCUUCUUGCAGGAUGAAAUGAGCAAUCUACCUCCUGCUUAUGACAGCAUCCACCAUGAUUUGCCGCCACACGUCCCGAGUCCACCAGCCCCGAACGUGCCGACGCCGCAGCCCCGCUCUCGAGUCCCCCCCAACCCGAAUCACUUCCCAGAGCUCCCCGACCUGCCAUCGGUACCAUCAGACCUCAUCCUCCCAUCAGUGCCUCACAGUAACAACUCAAAUACUUCAAACAAUCAUCCCAACGCGCCCAAUGCCCCUGAUGAAAUAGAUUUCGAUGAUCUGAACCGUCGCUUCGAAGAGUUGAAAAAGAAAAAAUAA
Molecule: messenger RNA, 1146 nt
Organism: Spodoptera littoralis (African cotton leafworm)
Lineage: Eukaryota; Metazoa; Arthropoda; Insecta; Lepidoptera; Noctuidae
Source: the annotation of a GenBank genome assembly